This is a messenger RNA of Hibiscus syriacus, 408 nucleotides long. RefSeq lists its product as uncharacterized. The transcript has a single exon. Bases 1 to 408 code for a protein of 135 amino acids. NCBI's taxonomy places the organism in Eukaryota, Viridiplantae, Streptophyta, Magnoliopsida, Malvales, Malvaceae. The record is from RefSeq and is a predicted model, not a curated record.
AUGGGUCUUAUUAAUGAUUGCUUAUGUGUUUUUUGCAAUACUGAACUGGAAACUAGAGAACAUCUCUUUUUACAAUGCCCUACUGCUACCCUUAUGUGGGAAACUGCUUUCACUCUUUCUGGUUUGCAGUUCACUUUUUGCUCUUGGGAUGUCUUUGUGGAGAGGGCAUGCUCAACUUGGAGGGGUAAAUCUAUGCUAACAAUGAUCAUGAAGCUUCUUCUUAAUGCUCUGGUUUACUUACUCUGGGAGGAACGUAACAAACGUAUGUUCCAAGGUCGCUCAAGGCCUGCUAGUGAAUUAUUAAAGACUGUUAAAGAUGUAAUUAGUUUACAACUUAGAGGUAGGAUUUUUAAAAGAGUUGAUGUGAAUAUUUCUCUUUGCAACCACUGGAGAAUAGUUGAUUGCUGA